GUAGUUGCUGUUUGAGGGAUCAAAACAAAAACCUAGUUUUUAGACACUGCAACACCAGCAUCCAUGGCAAGUAGGAGGUGUCUGCGAGCGUUAACGCAAAAAACGACACCGUUUCUCUUCCGAAACGCAUCCUCUCUCCGCUCACUCACCGUGCCUCCGUUUCCCAACGCCAACGCUUCUUCCCCCGUUUUCACCGUACGCGCCUCUGUCUUCGCGCAAUGGCCCCACCUCCGCUAUUUCUCUUCCGAGAAAAAAGACGACCACAGCGACGAAGACGAUGAUGGCGAUGAGGAUUACGAUGAUGAAGAAGAGGAUUAUGUUGAUGACGACGACGAUGAUGACGUCCCUGUGUCGAGAGGGAAAAAAGUGUACACUGCGGAGGAGAAGGAAGCGGAAGCCGCGGCAAUUGGGUACAGAGUAGUGGGUCCCCUUCAAAAGGACGAAGAUAGCGUUUUUAAGCCUUACGAGCCUGUUUUUGCUGUUGUUCAGAUUGGUUCGCACCAGUUUAAAGUAAGCAACCGAGACAGCAUUUUCACUGAAAGAUUGAAGUUUUGUGAAGUGAAUGACAAGUUGAUUCUGAACAAAGUUCUAUUGCUUGGCUCUGCUAGUCAGACAAUUAUCGGCAGACCUAUAGUACCAGAUGCAGCUGUUCAUGCUGUUGUUGAGGAGCAUGCACUUGAUGCAAAGGUAAUUAUUUUUAAGAAAAAGAGAAGAAAAAAUUACCGAAGAACCAAAGGACAUCGUCAGGAGUUGACUAAGUUAAGGAUAACUGAUAUUCAAGGAAUUGAGAAACCUCAAAAUGUAUUGCCUGAAAAACCUCCAAAACCUGCUAAGAAAGAAAAGGAAAAAGUUGCAGUUACAGCUUAAAAAGGAUGUACCUACCCCCUUGGGUGUUGAUGGUUAUUGCUAUCUUUUUGUCUCAGUGAGUUUUGAUAGUUGGAUGGCAUGUAGGAGCAUGGUGGUAUUGCUGGUGAUAGUCAAAACCAUCCACUCAGUAGUAGGGUUUUGUAGAAUUGUUACACAAAUUUUCUUUUCCCUCUGUAAUGCUAUAACUAGUGAUUCGACGUUUGAAACGUAGAUCCAUUGAUUCUUAAAUUGGUUUCAAGAAAUUUAAUAAUGACUCCUGUACUAUUUUGUUAGUCAAAAA
Molecule: messenger RNA, 1147 nt
Organism: Glycine soja
Lineage: Eukaryota; Viridiplantae; Streptophyta; Magnoliopsida; Fabales; Fabaceae
Product: 50S ribosomal protein L21, mitochondrial-like
Exons: 5
Coding region: 64-867 (267 amino acids)
Biological process (GO): translation
Cellular component (GO): ribosome
Molecular function (GO): RNA binding; structural constituent of ribosome
Source: RefSeq, a predicted model, not a curated record